Molecule: messenger RNA, 4496 nt
Organism: Haplochromis burtoni (Burton's mouthbrooder)
Lineage: Eukaryota; Metazoa; Chordata; Actinopteri; Cichliformes; Cichlidae
Gene: oscp1b
Product: organic solute carrier partner 1b
Exons: 14
Coding region: 2467-3651 (394 amino acids)
Biological process (GO): transport
Cellular component (GO): cytoplasm; plasma membrane
Source: RefSeq, a predicted model, not a curated record
UAAUGAGACAAAAGCCACAAUCUGUACACCUUCAGAUGUAGUGAUGUAUCAUGUAGAUAAAUAAAUGUUUUUCCCAUGCUGCCGUCACACGAUUUUACUUUCUAUUGUUGUCAUUCUGAUACCAGAACUGUCUGGAGAUGUCAAAGAUUAAUAAGAAUAAAAUAUCUGAGAAAGCUGGGUUGGAAUAAUCCUCCAAAUUGUAAUUGAACUAAAGCAUGACUUCUAGAUGUAUUAAUUUAAGAUCUCAUUUUAGAAAACCAGGAAGCCAGAAACUCAAGUAUAGUAUUAAUAUGCUAAUUAGAAAUAAACCUACACUGCAAAUUCUCCAUUUUAUCUGAGAGGAUACUCUGUGUUAAACCACAUGGCAAAAAACUAGCGCUAAAAUAUUAUCACUAGAUCGACUCUGUGCGUUAUUAUGGCUUCAUAUCAGCACCGGUGUGUGUUUUGUUUUUGUUUUUAUGUUUUGUUAAUCAGCUGUCAGUGGCAGUUCACCUCAUUUGUACCAAGUUGAGGCAUAUCAGAUAAGGACUUCUUCCUGGAAGAGUACUGUUGAAGCAGUAUUCAGGCUUUGUGGAAACAUGAGAUUGACUUAAUCCAACUAUGUUUAGGGUCAUAAAAUGCUUGUUGGUAGAAUGCAGUAUCAUUUAUCUUUUUGAGUGUUGUUUAAAUGUACAGUAAGUUAAUUCAAGUUAGAGAGAAAUUGUUAAAAAAAUCUAAUUAAGAAUUCCUGACAUUCCUGGCAUAGUGUUAUAUUGUAAAAAUUGGUGAGGUUGCUAAAGCAUCGGAUUUAAAUGUACAACAUCACGAGGCAAGGUUAAUUUAAUUCUCAUAUAGGGUAUAACAAGACCGGCAUUUUCAUUAAAAGCUAUUUUUACAUUAUAUAUUAAUAUGAAAAGAAGGCUUUAGUUUCGUAUAGUUUUGUGCUUAUUCAAAUCCUGAGUAAAUCCAUCCCUUCUUUUGCAUGCUGCACUAGUGAUAUAGUGUUCUAAUAGAUUAAAACCUCAAGACACGAACGUGUUGCAUUUGUGGGUGUCAUAUGAAAGUGUGACCUUAACAAUUCUAACUGCAUGGCUUCCCUGAAGUCUACUGAUCUGUCAUGAGAUCAGAAAAACUUUAAACUCUCAGUCACAUACAUGUGCUUGUGACCUUGUGAUUUGAGGUUGUACACUUUAUCAGACAAAAAAAAAAAGCAAUUCCUGUUAAUGGACUGAUUUUUUGCCAGUGAAUCGCCACAGAUCUUUGUCGUCCCCAGAAAGUGCAGGCUGUUGCCAAACCAGCGUUUCACAGCUCAAGCUCGUCACAAUUUCCUGUGUGGUGUGCAACUUGUCAUUUUGAGCAGGUGGAGCUCAUACUCUCACACUCUUCUGGUACUUAAAUCACAGAGCAAAUAAACAGACCAAGUAAUCCAAAUGUCAAACCCAGUGGUCACCCAUCAACCAGGUGCUGGCGGCUAUGGGACUAAUGUUCAAACAGGAGAGUGGAGCACAGGCUUGUGUGCCUGCUGCAGUGACUGUUUGGUCUGUGCCGUCGGUUGUUUUUGUCCACUGGCACUGAGCUGCUACACAGCAAAUAAGUAUGGUGAAAACUGCUGUUUGGGUUGCGUGCCUGGAGGCUUAACAGCCAUGAGGACUCACAUGAGAUUAACCUAUGGUAUUCAGGGAACAAUAUGUAACGACGCCUUGAUGAUCUUCUUCUGUGGACAUUGUGAAAUGUGCAGGAUGGCAAGAGAAAUCCGCAUCAGGAAUGGAGAGAUUUCACAGUAACAAGAGUUUUUCAUGAUGCUCAGCUAUUGUGGAAGUAACUUGUUUACCCAUGGAGCUUUCAUGCAAACCAAAAAAAGCAUUUAAUGAAGUAUGCAUUUAUGUGUGUAUUAAAUCUUUGGCCCUAACUUGCAAGAGCAAUUGUGUAUUAUUGUAAAUAAAGUGCAUUUUCAACAGGCAUCACAUUUUUUGAACAACUUUUUGAAAUUUGAUGGCUCACCUUAUAUCAUUUAUUUCUCAACGUAAGAGUUAUGCAACUAAAAACGUCCAAAAAAGCUUCUAGAAAAGAUUGUUGGGUAUUAUCGUAAAUCAGUUGUGAGCAGCUGAGUAAAAGGUUGAUCUUCCUUAUGAAUUAUAAUAUCGUUAUAAUUGUCAUAUAAGUCGAAUUGUACUGGUUAGAAUGCUUAGACUUGCCAUGAAACCACUGGUUUGCAUUAUAUUAUAUAUAAUUAUAUAAUAUGUAUGACUACAUGGUGAAAAAUGGUCCAUCUAUCUCUAAUCAGUGAGCUUCUAAUUUACAACGCGGUUGUACCUCGUCUAAUCCCGCCCCUUUCUUUUACGUAUUUACUACAUAGGGCUCUGAUUGGCUAUUUAUUUCGUGGCCUGGCAACCAGAAGCGGCUUUACCAAACAGACAGACUACCCACCAGCUAAAACAUUCGAGCUAGCUGUUUUGUCUGGAAAGAUUCAGCUGUUCAAAUUCCAUCAUGUCUUCAAGGACUCUGCCGCUGCUUUUCAUUAAUCUCGGCGGGGAAAUGUUGUACAUCCUAGACCAGCGUCUCCGAGCUCAGAAUAUCCCUGCUGACAAAGCUAAGAAAGUUUCCACAAUACCUGGCUGGAUAGAGGCGGACAGAAAGAGAGUUAUGAAUGACAUCAUCACCACCAUGUUUAACAAAAAGUUCCUGGAGGAGCUUUUUAAGCCACAGGAGCUUUAUUCCAAGAAGGCCCUACGGACCGUGUUUGACAGGUUGGCCCACGCAUCCAUAAUGAGACUCAAUCAAGCUAGUAUGGACAAGCUCUAUGACUUGAUGACCAUGGCUUUCAAGUAUCAGGUGCUUCUCUGUCCACGACCUAAGGACAUCCUCCUUGUGUCCUUCAACCACAUGGAUGCAAUCAAAGACUUUGUGAAAGAUACUCCCAGCAUUCUCAGCCAGGUUGAUGAGACUUACCGACAGCUGAUAGAGAUGUAUACGCCUUUGUCCAGUGGUGAAUUCCAGCUGAUUAGACAAACUCUUCUUAUCUUCUUUCAAGACAUGCAUAUAAGGGUUUCUAUUUUCCUCAAGGACAAAGUGCAGAAUUCAAAUGGCCGCUUUGUUCUUCCCACCAGUGGUCCUGUGCCCCAUGGCACUCAAGUCCCUGGCUUGAUAAGGAUGUUCAGCUGUACAGGUGAGGAAUUCACCAGGCUGAAGUUCAAUAAUGGAGGGAACUAUACCACUGCACUCCGUGAAGGCUCUUUUGACAUCUUUGGUGAUAGAGUCACAAAACUGGGCACAAACAUGUACAGUGUAAGUCGCCCAGUGGAAACUCACAUGUCUGGCACAUCUAAAAAUUCUGCUCAGCAUACAAAGGUCAGCGCUGCUCCAAACCCUCUGGCCAAAGAGGAACUGAACCUGCUGGCCAGGUUAAUGGGAGGGUUAGAAGUUCAGAAACCAGGAAACGCAGACACUGGCUUCCGAAUUAGCCUCUUUGCUACUGACGAAGAAGAAGAAGAGGCAUUAAUAUCAAGACCCGAUGAGCUUUCAUAUGGAGUCAUAAACAUCCAAGCAACCAAGGACCAGCAAGCCAAUGCAGAGUUGGCCAAGAUCAUGGGUGAAUUUACAGAGUCAGGAGAUCAGUCUCCCAGUGUCAGCAACAAAGGGGACGACCUUCUGGCCAUGAUGGACGGUUUGUGACAUGGUCACAGUGACAGAAAUGGCCAGGGAUUGGGAACAUUGCGUUGUCAACAGUCCGCACUACUAAAGACCAGUCUGCUUUCCAUACCUGCAAAUGCACUACAGCAGAAUCGCAUGCAGCCAGAAAAACUGCUUGUUCAAGUGCUUUUACAAAGCAGGUGUGAGCAGUUUUGUUGUCAGACGAUCAGCUGCAUAUUUGCAUUCAAGAACAAAGAAUGUGUGGUGAGGCAAGCAUUAAGCUGUAAUAGUAUGUUUGCUGUAAACACAAAGGUAUUUCGGUUCAAUGUACAGUUGGCUUAUUGUAUAUUAGUUUAUUGACCAUGUGAUAAUAGCAAAACAAGUGUUUAUACAGUGUAAUAUCUUGCAGCUUUUAUUCUAUUCUAUGUAAUAUUCUUUAAAUUAUUUUAACAGUUGCAAUGACCGAACAGUUUGAGUCAAUUUUCAGACUGAGUCCACAGUUUGGUGCUUCUUUAUUUCUAAUUAUUCCCCUUUUGAAUUGUAUCUUAAUUUACACCAUCCAGAGAAGAAGUUUGUGAAUUCUUCUGUUCUAAUGAACAAGUGACUACGUGAUGAGAGAACUGGAGGAAACCCAAGUGCUCUUUUUCAGUGUGACAUGAAUUCUUUAGAGUCUUUAUUUGGUAACAAAUGUGUUUAUCAUACUGUUCUACCUUAAAAGAGUCUGAGGAGCAACUUGUAAGACAUAUUCCAUUAUCCUGUGAUGUGUAUGUAAAGUAUAGAAAUAAGAUAAGAUAGAACUUUAUUAAUCCCUCAGGUGGGUUCCUCUGGGAAAUUCGAUUUCCACAAAAAAGCACAGCAAUGACCGAAGUUACAGUUACAGAAUUGUU